AUGACCCGAGGUAAAGAGCCUGCAGAAGAGGGGGGGGCGGAGAGCGAGAGGCGGCGGGCUGUUGGAAGCACCUCCGCUGGCAGAGACCGCUACGCUGCCUCGCAUGGUGGUAACGGACCCCAGCCAGAGCCCCGCCCGUCCCCCCCCCCCUCCCGUGCACAUGGCCUCACACACCGCUCCCCGCAAUGUCUCGCUUCACCCACGGUCACCCGGAACACUUGUGACAAGCCGGCCCACCUGCGUCAUACACCCAGGCGGAGGUUACACAACUCGGGAGCGAUCGAGAACCGACGUCAGUUUCAAGGUGGGGAUAAACAUGAAACAAAAGCUGUUGGUUUGUGUUGUAAGUUGGGUGUGGCUUUUGCCCCCUGCUGGUGCUGUGCUGCUGUGCUGCUGCUGUUGCUGCUGCCUGCCUGCCUCACCAGGGCUGACGGCUCUUCUCUCUCUCCACCCCCAGGGAUCAUGCGCAGCUUUGAGCCCCUGCCGUGCCCCAUCUGCCAGCGCUCCUAUAGCUCCCCGGGCAACCUCAAGCAGCACCUGGAGAACAUUCACAUGUCAAGCAAUGAGCUGAACUUUGAAUGUCGCAUCUGUGGCAAUAAAUUCAAGAGCAAGUGGUAUCUGCACAAGCACCUUCACCGUGCCCAUCACAUACGUGGCCGCAAGGAAACCUAG
Messenger RNA from Penaeus vannamei (Pacific white shrimp), 672 nucleotides. The record is from RefSeq and is a predicted model, not a curated record. Lineage: Eukaryota; Metazoa; Arthropoda; Malacostraca; Decapoda; Penaeidae.